This is a messenger RNA of Ostertagia ostertagi, 1011 nucleotides long. The record is from the annotation of a GenBank genome assembly. NCBI's taxonomy places the organism in Eukaryota, Metazoa, Nematoda, Chromadorea, Rhabditida, Trichostrongylidae.
AUGCUGGACCUGUUUAACCUACUCGGAUGGGGUGACUUUUGGAAUGGGGAGGACUUGCCCUCAAGUGCAUCAUCGCGUCUAGUUCACAUUGUGAAUAUUUCACAGAGUCAACCACCAUGGCUGGCUCGACCGCUAUACGGCCUAGCCGCUCCGGCCAUCAUCCUCGUCACGCUGGUCACUAAUUCAUUCGUGAUUGUAGUGCUAUCUAAUAAGAAUCUUCGUACACCCACAAAUUACAUUCUCUUAUCCAUGGCCAUUACUGAGCUUAUGACUGGUCUCUCGUCUUGUCCCUGGUUUCUGUACUAUUACACGUUUGGAGGCCUAUAUGUCGAUCAAGAGUACGGCCUGCCGGAUUUUUGGUGCAAAACUCAUCCCUAUUUCGCCGUUCACCUUCCUACAAUAUUUCAUACAGCUGCGAUAUGGUUGACAGUAUACUUGGCUAUUCAGCGAUAUAUUUACGUAUGUUUACCUUCGUUAGUUGUAAGGUUCUGUACCCCACGGAAAACGAGGCAUAUUAUAAUUUAUAUUUGCAUAUGCGCUUCUCUCAGUGAGCUCCCUGUUAUGUGUACCGAAUAUAGUGUGAGCGUAAUGACGUCGAACACGACAAGAAGCUGCUUUCACAAGGAUGUGGAUAUUAUCGAUUCGGUUAUAUCAGUGAAGGAUGUUUUCAGUGAGCUCCCUGUUAUGUGUACCGAAUAUAGUGUGAGCGUAAUGACGUCGAACACGACAAGAAGCUGCUUUCACAAGGAUGUGGAUAUUAUCGAUUCGGUUAUACCAAGCUUUCAGGUGAUUGGUGUCGACUCUUGGAAAGCGCUGAUAUUGUGCCUUCGUGCUCUACUAGUGCAUAUAUUGCCAUGUGUGCUGUUAAUCAUCUUCACUACGUGCCUUUUCAAGACGGUCAAUGAAGCCGAUCGCAAACGUAGUGUGCAUCAGCUGUCUGGACGUAAAAUGGUAAGUAGAAGUGGCUGUAGGUCGCAUCCGUUCCUCGUUUUAGCAGAAUCUGAAAUUUGA